AAACUACUUCGAUCUUUACAUAAAUGUUAUUUCCCAAUAUGAUGAAGGCUCUGCUAACCAUUUUCAUGGCCCGAAUUCUCAUCGGAUCGGUGUCGGUAAAUGCUCAAUCAGUAGCUGAUAUCGUUACAGAUUCAUUUUUUAAUGGCAUAAUUGAUCAAUCAGAUGCAAGUUGUGAAGGGAGGAACUUCUAUACGAGGGCUGCAUUCCUUGAAGCUGUCGACUCAUAUCCACAAUUUGGUACGGCUGACGAUACUAGGCGUGAGGUUGCGGCUUUCUUCGCUCAUGUCACGCAUGAAACCGGACAUCUCUGUUUUAUAAAUGAGAUAGAUGGUCCGAGCUUGCCCACCUCUCAGUAUUGUGAUCCAGCCCAGUUUCCGUGCAAUCCCGAAAAAAGCUACUACGGCCGCGGUCCACUCCAACUAACAUGGAACUUCAACUACAUACCAGCGGGGCAGAGCAUCGGGUUCGACGGACUAAACUCGCCUGAAAUUGUGGCCAGUGAUCCUGUUAUCGCCUUCAAGACGGCCGUAUGGUUUUGGGUGAACAACGUUCAACCGGUCAUAGGGCAGGGGUUCGGGGCGACGAUUCGAGCCAUUAACGGGGCUAUCGAGUGUAACGGAGGGAACCCACCUGCAGUGGAGGCUCGGGUUGGGUACUAUAUAGACUAUUGUAACCAGCUCGGUGUUGAUCCUGGACCUAACCUUAGGUCUCGUAUUUUGAGAUGUAUGUGUGCUAUGGGUGUUACAGGAUCGAAGUCGGUAAAGGCUCAAUCAGUAGUUGAUAUCGUGACAGAUUCGUUUUUUAAUGGCAUAACUGAUCAAUCAGAUGCAAGUUGUGAAGGGAUGAACUUUUAUACGAGGGUUUCAUUCCUUGAAGCUGUCAACGCUUAUCCACAAUUUGGUACGGCUGAUGAUAUUAGCGCAAUGUUGCGGCUUUCUUCGCUCAUGUCACGCAUGAAACCGGACCGUACCCGCGCAAAGUCAAAGUCAGACCAAUUGGCAGCAGACCAAACGCUGCACAGUGCACCCCACCAAUUUUCACUCUAUAUCUUCUCAACUCAUCCCCUCCAUUCUUCUCCCAUCAAACACAUUCUUCAGUUCCAAAAAAAAAAAAAAAACUCUCGUUCUCCCCCCUCCAGUAUGAGGAAACAUUUAAUAACCAUUCUUCUGGCAGUGAUUAUUGCCGUCGGAGCAACCGCGGUGAAUGCUCAGAACUGCGGUUGCGAACAAGGUUUAUGUUGUAGCCGGUGGGGGUUUUGCGGCACCGGCGAUGAUUAUUGUGGCACCGGGUGCCAAGAGGGUCCUUGUAAUCCACCGCCAGCUUUGAACAAUGUUUCGGUGGCCGAUAUCGUUACGCCGGAAUUCUUUAAUCGGAUUUUGGAUGUUGCGGAAGUUAAUUGUGAAGGGAAGAAUUUUUAUUCGAGAUCGGCAUUUCUCGAAGCUCUCGGACCUUAUCCUCGGUUCGGAAGAAUCGGAUCCGCCGAUGAUUCUCGGCGUGAGAUUGCGGCUUUCUUUGGCCAUGUCACCCACGAGACCGGACAUUUUUGCUACAUAGAAGAGAUAAACGGUGCCACAAGGGACUACUGCGAUGAAACCAACACACAAUAUCCAUGCAACCCUAACAAAGGAUACUACGGCCGAGGACCAAUUCAACUAUCCUGGAAUUUCAACUACGGACCAGCCGGUGAGAACAUCGGGUUCGAUGGACUAAACUCGCCUGAAACCGUCGCCACGGACCCAGUUAUCUCCUUCAAGACCGCAGUGUGGUUCUGGGUGAACUUUGUUCAACCGGUCGCAAACCAAGGGUUCGGGGCAACUAUUCGUGCCAUUAACGGUAUGGAGUGUGACGGUGGAAACCCGACCACCGUUCAACGACGGAUCGAGUACUAUACCGAUUAUUGUAACCAGCUUGGUGUUGACCCUGGACCUAAUCUAACCUGCUAGAUUACAUUUUCAAAAUAAUAUAUUUCAAUUCUAAUUA
Messenger RNA from Hibiscus syriacus, 1980 nucleotides. RefSeq lists its product as uncharacterized. Gene Ontology annotation, biological process: cell wall macromolecule catabolic process; chitin catabolic process. The record is from RefSeq and is a predicted model, not a curated record. Lineage: Eukaryota; Viridiplantae; Streptophyta; Magnoliopsida; Malvales; Malvaceae. The transcript is spliced from 5 exons. The coding region runs from base 24 to 1943 and encodes 639 amino acids. Gene Ontology annotation, molecular function: chitinase activity; chitin binding.